Messenger RNA from Plutella xylostella (diamondback moth), 807 nucleotides. RefSeq names its product BLOC-1 related complex subunit 7 (gene BORCS7). Gene Ontology annotation, cellular component: BORC complex. Lineage: Eukaryota; Metazoa; Arthropoda; Insecta; Lepidoptera; Plutellidae. The record is from RefSeq and is a predicted model, not a curated record.
CAUUCAAUCCUCUUAAUCCAACAAACACAACAUAUAAAACAGUAAACCAUCCGUACAAUCAUACAAAACAGUAGACCAACAAACAACCAACAUGACUUCAGCAUCAUCCAGCAGUGCUCGCUCUCUGUUCGCGGAGUCCAAGCAGCGUCUGGCGGAGCGCGUGCAGGUCAACAUGAACAACAUCGCGUCCCUCGCGCGGCAGAUACAGCGGGGGUCCAAGUCUCAUGAGUUACUAUCAAAAGCGGCCCGAGACACGGCAGCCAUGGAGAACCUCAUGCAGAGCAGUGAAGAAAACCUGAAGAAGAUGCAGCUAAUAUCCGUCCACAUGGGGUACCAGUACGAGAACAUACAGAAGUCUGUUCAGAUGCUGACAGAGAUCAGCGAACAGAUUGAAGCUAUGCAAAGAUGAAUAUGACUUGCGGUUGCAUUGGCAUUUGUGUUUAUUUUAGUGCCUGAUGCCUAAGUAAUUUUUUGUCCAAUGGCAAGAGAAUGAAUAUCUUCGGCUUCAUUGUUGGCAAAAGAAUAGCUGUCUAAGGUAUUUUUUUUUCUCAAUAUUGGGGGUACUCGGUGUAAGAAACAAUAAGUAUAGAGCCAUCGGAUAUUGCAUGCAUUUCUGGCCAGCAUAUUUUGCAAGGGAGUAUGUAUGGUAUAGGGUGUUAGAGUUUGUUUUAAAGUUUCCAAUACUUAUAACUAGAAUAAUCAUCUUCGUGGGAUGAAUAGCAUACUAAAAAUCACACAUAUAAAAUACUUUAUUUAUAGUAACUAUACUGUUUAUUUUGUAAAAUAAAGAAUUUAAAUAUACAUAAA